Messenger RNA from Protomyces lactucae-debilis, 609 nucleotides. RefSeq names its product domain of Kin17 curved DNA-binding protein-domain-containing protein. Gene Ontology annotation, cellular component: nucleus. NCBI's taxonomy places the organism in Eukaryota, Fungi, Ascomycota, Taphrinomycetes, Taphrinales, Protomycetaceae. The record is from RefSeq and is a predicted model, not a curated record. The transcript has a single exon. Gene Ontology annotation, molecular function: double-stranded DNA binding. Gene Ontology annotation, biological process: DNA damage response; DNA replication. The annotation marks the transcript as partial.
AUGCCGAAAGCAGAACGCGGCUCAACCAAAGAUGUCGCCAAUCGCAUGAGAUCAAAAGGCCUUCAACGCCUACGCUUCUACUGUCAAGUCUGUGAAAAGCAAAUGCGUGAUGGAAAUGGCUUCAAGCAACACACCAAUAGUGAACCUCACGUUCGCGCCAUGAUUGCUGUUGGUCAGAAUCCAGCGCGCAAGAUCCAUGACUAUUCACGACAAUUCAAGAGUGAUUUCUUGCAGUUGUUGCGUACGUCGCAUGGUGAGAAGCGGGUGAAUGCCAAUCAUUUCUAUCAGGAAUACAUCAGCAAGAAGGAUCAUAUCCAUAUGAACAGUACACACUGGAAGACACUCACGGAAUUCAUCAAAUCACUCGGUCGCGAAGGGAUUUGUCGUGUGGAUAUCACAGACAAGGGUGUGUUUGUUGCGUGGAUCGAUAACUCACCUGAAGCGCUUGCUCGACAAGAAGCAAUACGCAGGAAAGAUAGACUGGAUAAGGGCGAUGAGGAACGGACAAAUGCGCUGUUGUCUGAGCAAGUCAAGCGCGCUCAGGAAGAGGCGGCGCGUCUCAAGACAGACACGAGUGAUGGUCUAGAAACAGACAUGUCGAGUUCACUA